AUGCUCCGCGCUGGUGCUGCCACCUUUAAGCACCUAGAUUCGGCUACCACCCUGCAGCCAACUUAUGCAAGGACCUUCACGCUGGUCACUGCCCUUUGCGCCCUAGUGCUUGCAGUCGCCCCGGAUUUUGGCUUCCCCGAGAGAGCCAGACUGACUAUGGUAUUUUUACGGGCAUCUCGAGCCAUGCUCAUGACCUAUAUUGAGCACGAUUUAGAGCACCCUGACUGGACUAGCUUGAUUAUACGGGUAUGGCAUUCUUCCGCAACUCAAAAUGUAACAGGGCGGAAUGGUGCAGCAUUUCAUUACUAUAAUGAAGCUUCUACACUGGCACUCCGUCUUCGUCUGUAUCAGGAAGAGUCCAUCAUCGGCAAACCCCCACUUGAGGCCCAGUUACUGCGGUCCAACUUUUGGCAGCUGUACCUUUCCGACAAGUCCGCGACAGUCUUCGACGACCGAAAGUGCUUUGUCACCGAGCAUGUGUUCCCAGGACAGCUGACCCUACUCGAGCGAAGCUCUCCCGAGACUCCGUUACUUGAUAUAACGAGGAGGCAGUUUUCCCCGCUCCUUGAAAGCCGAUUCCACGAGGGUCACCUUCUCAAGCGGCAAAUCUGGAGAGACGGAGCCAAUCUGAUCACCGCCAUCAAAGCACUCAAAGGCGACUCGAAUGAAGACCACCUGACCGGCUUAUUCUUGCGCUUUACAGGGCUUAUCGACAGCUUUCCUCGCUGGCUAUGGAACCCAGAACAUUACUUGAAUGGAAGCUAUGACGCCGAUAUUUCUAAUCAUCAUAGGACGUGCUUCUGGGUGCAGCGGAGCAGUAUCAUAAUGCCUUUUCACACGAUAAAAUUAACUAUACUUGAAACGUGCAUCGAAUCCAAGGUCCCUGGUGUGAUGGGACUCGAUCAUAAACAGCUGUCAUGGCAUCAGAGGAAGAUGGACAUCAGCCGAGACUUCCUGUCGGAGCUGGAGAUGGUGCCCUUUAUUUGUCUGAAAAUGCAAGGAGAGCCCACGGUGCAAAGAGUACGGAAAGUUGGCACGGGGCUUCUUGAAAUCAUUCAGAAUGCCACCGAUGAGGACUUGAAAACUCGGGCGCAGGCACAGCUAAGGCAGCUUUUAGAAACGCUGGCCAGGCUCGAUUCCCGAGCGUCUGACGAGCCUCGAUACAGGGAUCUUGGGUGA
This is a messenger RNA of Clonostachys rhizophaga, 1179 nucleotides long. Lineage: Eukaryota; Fungi; Ascomycota; Sordariomycetes; Hypocreales; Bionectriaceae. The record is from the annotation of a GenBank genome assembly.